Messenger RNA from Penicillium waksmanii, 2523 nucleotides. RefSeq names its product beta-glucosidase. NCBI's taxonomy places the organism in Eukaryota, Fungi, Ascomycota, Eurotiomycetes, Eurotiales, Aspergillaceae. Bases 1 to 2523 code for a protein of 840 amino acids. Gene Ontology annotation, molecular function: beta-glucosidase activity. Gene Ontology annotation, biological process: glucan catabolic process. The record is from RefSeq and is a predicted model, not a curated record. The transcript is spliced from 3 exons.
AUGGCCCGCAUUGACGUCGAACAAGCUAUCGAGGAGCUCACCCUCGGCGAGAAAGUUGCACUGACAGCUGGUCGUGAUUUCUGGCAUACAGUUCCCAUUCCACGAUUGAAUAUUCCGUCGCUGCGCAUGUCAGAUGGCCCCAAUGGUGUUCGUGGCACUCGGUUCUUCAACGGCAUUCCCGCCGCCUGCUUUCCGUGUGCGACCGCCCUGGGAGCGACCUGGGACGUCGAGCUGCUGUCGGAGGUCGGGAAGUUGAUGGGUGAAGAGGCUAUCGCCAAGGGUACACAUAUCGUUCUGGGCCCUACAAUCAACAUCCAGCGAUCUCCGCUUGGUGGACGUGGCUUUGAGUCCUUCUCCGAGGAUGGUGUUCUGUCCGGCACCCUGGCGGGCCACAUGUGCAAGGGCAUGCAGGAGAAAGGUGUGGCAGCGACACUGAAGCACUUUGUCUGUAACGACCAAGAGCAUGAGAGAAUGGCUGUCAGUAGCAUUGUCACUGAACGAGCUCUCCGCGAAAUCUACUUGUUCCCCUUCCAGGUUGCUAUGCGCAUUUGCCGCGCCGCUUGUAUUAUGACUGCGUACAACAAAGUCAACGGUACUCACGUCAGUGAGAACAAGACCCUUAUCGAUGACAUUCUGCGUAAGGAGUGGGGGUGGGAUGGACUUGUUAUGAGCGAUUGGUUCGGCACAUACAGCACAUCCGACGCUAUCAACGCCGGUCUUGACAUUGAAAUGCCCGGCAAGACACGAUGGCGUGGGGAGGCUCUCGCUCACGCUGUUUCAUCCAACAAGGUCGCCCAGUUCAAGCUGGAUGAGCGUGUGCGGAAUAUCUUGAACCUGGUAAACUGGGUUGAGCCCCUCGGCAUACCAGAAGGUGCUCAAGAAAAGGCAUUGAAUCGUCCGGAGGACCAGGCUCUCAUGCGCCGUGCGGCAGCUGAGUCGGUUGUUCUUUUGAAGAAUGAGAACGACGUCCUGCCACUGAAGAAGGAUAGCUCCGUCCUCGUCAUCGGUCCCAAUGCUCGCAUUGCCUCAUAUUGCGGUGGUGGUUCCGCCUCACUUGCCCCUUAUUAUCUUGUCACACCCUUUGAGGGAGUGUCUGCCAAGAGCACCGGUGAGGUCAAGUUCACCCACGGUGCCUACUCGCACAAAGAACUACCGUUACUGGGCCCCCUUCUUAAGACCGCGGAUGGUCAAGCGGGCUUCACCUUCAAGGUAUACAACGAGCCGCAAAGUGCAGAACCAAACCGAGAAGUUGUCGAUGAGCUACAUCUCACUUCUUCGAUUGGAUUCCUGAUGGACUAUGUCAACCCGAAGAUCAAGUCUAUGACAUAUUAUGUCGACAUGGAGGGAUUGUUCACCCCGGAGGCCGAUGGUCUGUACGACUUUGGUGUGACUGUCGUGGGGACUGGACGUUUACUCGUGGAUGGCGAGGUUGUCGUAGACAACACUAAAAACCAGAAGCAAGGGUCUGCCUUCUUUGGCACCGGCACUGUCGAAGUACGCGGGUCCAAGGAACUCAAGGGCGGCCAAACAUACAAGGUUGUCUUCGAGUUUGGCAGCGCCCCAACCUCCGACCUCGAUACCCGCGGAAUCGUCGCAUUUGGACCUGGUGGAUUCCGCUUUGGUGCCACUCGCCGUAUCAGCGAGGAGGAAAUGAUCUCCGCUGCGGUCGAAGAAGCUGCAAAGGCCGACCAGGUGGUGAUUUUUGCUGGUCUCACUAGCGAAUGGGAGACUGAGGGAUAUGACCGUGACCACAUGGACCUGCCACCCGGCAGCGAUGAAUUGAUCAGCCGUGUAUUGGCAGUCAAGCCUAAUGCCGUCGUCGUUAUUCAGUCCGGUACGCCCGUGACCAUGCCAUGGGUAAAUGAGGCUCGCGCUGUUGUGCAAGCUUGGUUUGGAGGCAACGAGUGCGGAAAUGGAAUCGCUGAUGUACUCUAUGGCGACGUUAACCCGUCGGCCAAGUUGCCUAUUACAUUCCCUCGUCGUCUUCAAGACAACCCUUCAUAUGUCAACUUCCGGUCUGAACGCGGCCGUGUUCUGUACGGCGAGGAUGUCUAUGUGGGCUACCGAUUCUUCGAGAAGAGUGCCGUGGAACCUGCAUUCCCCUUCGGCCACGGUCUAUCAUACACGACCUUCUCACGAUCCGAUUUGGGAGUGGACACAGUCCCCGAGCGAUCUCAAUACGAGGAGUCCGGCGAGCCGAUCACAGCAACCGUUACCGUCACCAACACUGGUUCUAUUGCGGGUGCUGAAAUCGUUCAACUCUGGAUUGUCCCGCCCAAGACAGAUGUUAACCGCCCUGUCCGUGAGCUCAAGGCAUUCCAGAAGGUGUUCCUCCAACCCGGCGAGUCGAAGACAGUCCAACUUGUGGUCGAGAAGAAGAUCGCUUCCAGUUGGUGGGACGAGACCCGCGAGCAAUGGAUAUCCGAAAAGGGCCGCUACGAGGUGCUGGUGACUGGCACAGGCUCGGAGGAGCUUCGAGGAGAGUUUGAUGUUGGAAAGACACGGUUCUGGCUGGGUCUUUGA